AUGCGGCGGGCAGGCCGAAUCUGGCGAUACAGGCCUGCUGAGUUAAGCCUUCAACGACGCUCGAAGCUCAACGGCCAUUCCCACCCUGUGGAACACUUCGACAUCUUCUUUUCACACACUUGGCUGACCCCCGGACGAUGGAAAGUUCUUUCCUUGCUUCUCCAAAGGGGCUGCACUUUCAUGUUGCUUGCUUGGUGCUUUGGUAUUGCGCUCUCCUUCCUCCUUUGCAUGUUUGACAUACUUCCUCUCUUGGCGAGCUGGCAGAGUCUUGCGAUAUCUUUCCACGCGGACACCGCAGUCGGAUGUUGGCUGAUGGUCUUCGGUGCCAUCUUUGCCCUGGGAGGUUUUCUUACCGCUCCAUGCUUGUCGCCUGGGUGGUCAGAUAUCUGCUUUCUUGAUGUUGCCUGCAUUCAUCAGACAGACGAAGCGGAGAUGCAACAGGGGAUUAACAACAUCGGAUCCUUUCUCAGUGCAUCAUCGCAGUUGCACGUUCUUUGGAGCGGACCAUACCUGACACGUCUUUGGUGCAUCUUCGAAAUUGCGGCAUACCGCAAGCUCAACCCAACCGGAAAGAUUGUGAUAUCAACGUUGAGGAGGUACUUUGCCAAAUCUACAUAUGGACGCACUGCUUCAGCGCUGUAUACUGGUACCAUAGGCAGAUUCCGCCAAGAGGUCCUGGGCAUUGUGAAGCCCUGUGGCUUCACACUUCCCUACAUCUUCCUCGGCACGACGCCCAUCAACGCAUUGUGUUUAGAGGGCUUCCUUGCCCUCUGCAAAGGCGGAGCACCGGCGGAGAGUAUCCUGUCCUACUUCGUGAGUGUGGUGGUAGGAAACAACAUGCUUUGGCUUCCAGCCAGUAUGGUCUUUCUGGAUUUUGUGAGCAAGCGCAUCGUGAGUCCAAGUGGAGGAUGGACCGGGCACCUUCAGACAUUGAUGAUCUUUCUGGUGAUGUCGGCUUUAACCGUGGUGGGAGCCAUGUGUGCAGUUGGUGCCUAUACUGGAAGUGUUUGGUUGGUAUUUCUCUGGAUCGGCUGCGCAGGCAUUUUUGCAAGCAUCGUCUGGUAUAGAUGCUGGCACCAGUGA
Molecule: messenger RNA, 1083 nt
Organism: Symbiodinium sp. CCMP2456
Lineage: Eukaryota; Dinophyceae; Suessiales; Symbiodiniaceae
Source: the annotation of a GenBank genome assembly